Candidula unifasciata is the source of this 155-nucleotide messenger RNA. The record is from the annotation of a GenBank genome assembly. Lineage: Eukaryota; Metazoa; Mollusca; Gastropoda; Stylommatophora; Geomitridae.
CUUUCCAAGAGAGCAACCAGAACACUGUAUUGCAAGUACAUUCACCGGAGGAUAGUUUCAUCGAACUGAUGGCCAUGGGAAAGAUCAUCAUGCUCAACAGCAAAGGUCACAUGGAGGCUGCUUCCAUGGAAGGAGUUAUAGCAGAGAUGAUUCGG